UGAUGAUGACGAUGACGACGACGAAGAUGAUUACGAGUUCCAAAAUCAUUACGUCUAUGAUAUUAGCUCUCGUCUGAGAGAAGUUAACACGGUGCAUUUCGCGGAGCCCCUGCCAAAUGCUAAAGAAAGCCGAGUGCGAUUCGCAGAUAAUCCGGUUGAUCGAGUGCUUCGCUAUUCCCCUACGCCUACCCUUGAUGUUAACGAGCGGCGACAGGUUCAGAGAGAGUACCUUAUGAAGCUGUUCCCCAAAGAUGACUCAGAAAUCGGUGACAACCAGUCAGACGAGUCUGAUCUAUUCAGUUCAUCGGAUGAUGACGACUUUGUUGACUAUGCCAACAAGACGCCGUCCCCCAUUGUUGAGAUGCCUAGAACCCCAAGUCCUUCAAAAAAAAACGACGGCUUAGAAAGUGAUGAAAAGGAAGGGUACAGUUCUGAUUACGAAACGAAAGAAGAAAAUAGCACCGACAAGGGCGAGUACAACACAUCCAUGGACACCGCGACUAGAAGGUCACAGGAAACACCUACAUGUGCCGCCCUAGAACACAACAGAAAUAUUGAUCUCGAGCUUGCUAAAAAAAUCAUUAACCUACGAGAGCGGUCCGCAAGAGGUCCGGAGUAUCAGAGAACUAGCGAUGCGCCUAAAAAUCUAGGAAGUCAGUUUCGAAGCGCGAUUCAGGAAUCGCUCAAGAAGGAACCGAUAAAGGAAUCGACCGGUGCUGAUCAGGAAGUACAACCAGCACAACUAACUAACGGGAAAGUUGAUUCGGUCUACGAAGAAGACCGUUCAACGAGCUCAGUGGAAACUUGCAAUCUCGCAACGUCAAUUACGGCCGGCGGGAGGGAUACAACAAAUGUUUUGGUAAACGGCAUCGAAGUCGCGAAGGACGACAACGUCAAGGUAGAAAGCGCAUCCCGAUCCCCUGAACCUCCAGCAGAUACGUCGAAUGAUAAUAAGGGGAAUAUGGCGAAGCAGGCUUUUGUGGAACGUCUGCUUCCGAGAGACUUACCGAUUAAAUAUCCACAAGUUGCAAUUAAGUUGCCUACUUCUCCAACACCGACCAGAUCGUCGGCGGCCAACAAAUCGCUUACAGCUACGCCUAAAAGAUCUGCGAUUUCAUAUAAACGUGAUACGAAUGUGGCCGGUCGUCUUAUAGCACCAGCAUCAGGUCCUACGGCUUUUCCACCUAGCCCGACCAGAUUCGUUCGAAAAAAUUCAACUCCAGCUGCCAACGGUGCCGACCAACAGAUUCGGCCUGCGAGCUCAAUCGGUAGCAAUUCAGAAACGACUCCUGCGCAUGAAACACGAAAGCUUCCUGCGUAUACUGGUAAUGAGAAUAGUCGAUACGGAUUGCCCGCUGAGGAAAAGGCCAAACUGAAGCAGGAACGCGAAAGAGCUAAACGGGAGAAGGAGGAGAAAGCCCGUCGUGAAGAGGAAGAAAAGCGCCGCCGGAAACAAGACGCUCAAAAAACGUUUGAGGCUUGGCUCCGGAACAAGAAUGCCGAAAUAGAAAAUAACAAGAAGGCCGCGAUUAAUUCCACAGCUUCUUGCAGAAAAAAGACGUUGUCACCGCAGCCUCCUCUCCUGAACGAGCAGAGUCAGAAUGAAGCGACUGCAAACUCCAACACAACGGUCACGUUCUUGACGUGGCUUAAAGGCAAAAAUAUGCAGGAGAAGCAGCGUAAGCUUCAAGAGAAGUUACAACAGAUCGAAAUCGAAGAAUUUAAGAGAAAGCACACCAGGCAAGACGCCCAGCAGGCUUACAAACGAUGGCUUCGAAAAAAGGCCCUCGAAUCAGAGCACCGUCGGAUUUCACAACGACAUCGAGCGGUAGAGGAGAGACUAAGUUCUUCGCCCUCAAAGUCCAAAGAAGUUUUGGAUCGAUUUUUCGAAUCGGAGCAUUUCGCUUCACUGAACCGUAAACAACAAGAUAACUUAAUUCAACGUAAUUCAAAGUUUACUGUUCUGAACGGCAACGCGUAGCAGUUAACGCGGUGGAUACAGUCGACUAGGGAGAAUUCAGUACGUUGGAGUAUACGGAACGGGGUUCCCGCAAACUUGAUUUCCAUUGUGAUACAGUAAAGAGCUACCAUAUUACUAUUAUAUCAAUGUCACAGGUUGCUUUUCGUGAAGCCCCGUUUAAAAUUGUGGACGUAUUAAGCUAUGCAUUCCAAUGCAAAGAUGCAGCAGGGAUGUCACCGAAAAAGACAGAGAACUUCCCGUAAUCACAAGUGAUUUUAUCGCUGAGUGAAAUAUGUCAGGCCUCUACAUAUUUUCAGCAGUGCUAUUCAAGUGCACUCCUUUAAUUCAAGUCAGGCUGUGGGUGGGCUUACUUUUGUGGUGGACAACUUUCUUUUAUGGGUAAAGUUACUUUGUACUGCCAAAACUCAAUGGCAAACUGGGGAGAUUUUGUAAUUUUCACAUCAUAUGUCCGAGGUGGUUCGAUGUGACAGUGAUGAUUUCGAUAAGACCAACAUUGUUAGCCUAUAAGAGUUAGUUGCUCAAAAUGAGCUUAUUAGUUGUCGUUAUACGACACAUUACCUGUUGAUCCACUAUUGCAUCAUUAUAAAUAUAUCAAAGACUUGAAAGACAAUUUGGUGAUUUUUCUAGAUGGUGAUCUAGUAACUUACUAUGAUUAUGAGCACUGACCGUUGCUAGCCGUUGUUUUUUUCAUUGGCCCAAAAAAGCCUCGCAAGUCACCAAUUGUAAAUGUAACUUUAUAUAGAACUCUCUUCCAGCGUUAAUGCGGUGAUCCUUAUUGAGGCGUCGAGUUAGACAGACGAUCGUAGUGCCUUAGUAAACACUCUUUUUGGCACUAUUUUG
This is a messenger RNA of Varroa destructor (honeybee mite), 2821 nucleotides long. RefSeq lists its product as uncharacterized. The record is from RefSeq and is a predicted model, not a curated record. Gene Ontology annotation, molecular function: microtubule binding. NCBI's taxonomy places the organism in Eukaryota, Metazoa, Arthropoda, Arachnida, Mesostigmata, Varroidae.